GACAUCCACCGCUACGGGGAGGCAUCCCAUUCGCAUCACUAUCUUCCCAAUCUCGCGAAUAAUCGAGAGAGAGAGAGAGAGAGAGAGAGAGAGGCGACGAGACGGCGAUUGCUCGGUUCUCCCGCGGGCGGCGGCGAGCCGGCGAGGGCUUCUCCGGUGGGGGGCGGCGAGCUAUCCUAGCGCCCGCCUUGGGAGCGCUCUCGCGGAUCUCCUUUGGAGCUUUGAUAGCAUAGCAAGGUCAUGGCAGAGGUUGCAGAUUUAACUGGGGAUGGAGGUGUUCUUAAGACGGUGGUCAGAAAAGCAAAGGAUGAUGCUAUAGCUCCAACUGAUAGUCUUCCCUUGGUUGAUGUUCAUUAUGAAGGCACACUCGCUGAAAAUGGUGAAGUUUUCGACACCACUCAUGAAGACAACUCUAUUUUCUCAUUUGAAAUUGGGCAAGGAGCUGUCAUUAAAGCAUGGGAUAUAGCUUUAAGAACUAUGAAGGUUGGUGAAGUUGCAAAAAUAACAUGCAAGCCAGAAUACGCAUACGGAAGUGCAGGGUCGCCGCCAGAGAUUCCACCCAAUGCAACACUCAUUUUUGAGGUGGAGUUAGUGGCUUGUAGGCCUAGGAAAGGUUCAAGCCUGGGCAGUGUUUCUGAUGAGAAAGCCAGGCUAGAGGAACUAAAGAAGCAGCGAGAGCUAGCUGCUGCCACCAAGGAGGAAGAGAAAAAGAAGAGGGAAGAAGCGAAGGCUGCUGCAGCAGCUCGUGUCCAAGCCAAACUUGACGCGAAGAAGGGGAAGGGAAAAGGAAAGGGAAAAUAGAUGACUAGUAUUUGCUUCUGACUACUGUAACCUAGAAAUAAUCCGCAACAAAUCAUCAUCUGCAAGAUUGCUUGUUGGCUACUGUUCAUCAGAUGCUGCGUUGUUGCUCCUGUUUGACACCAUGGCUGUACUGAUAGAACAAAAUUGUAGUUAACGUUUUCACAAAUCAUCACAUGCAAUCAUUGACCGGUUAUUGGUUAAUGAUUGCAUCUUCAUAUCUGAUGAUAUACCGCGUCUCUGUAAGUUAAUGCUCAACUUACACGAUUUUAUCGGAUAUUGAGGAGUUGCCCUUU
Molecule: messenger RNA, 1094 nt
Organism: Oryza sativa Japonica Group (Japanese rice)
Lineage: Eukaryota; Viridiplantae; Streptophyta; Magnoliopsida; Poales; Poaceae
Product: peptidyl-prolyl cis-trans isomerase FKBP20-1
Biological process (GO): protein peptidyl-prolyl isomerization
Cellular component (GO): cytoplasm
Molecular function (GO): peptidyl-prolyl cis-trans isomerase activity
Source: RefSeq, a predicted model, not a curated record